Clunio marinus is the source of this 180-nucleotide messenger RNA. NCBI's taxonomy places the organism in Eukaryota, Metazoa, Arthropoda, Insecta, Diptera, Chironomidae. The record is from the annotation of a GenBank genome assembly.
AUGAUGAUUAAAAGUCAUUCGAAUGACAAAUCAUAUGCUUUAGCGCUUACCCUUUUCAAUGUUCAUUCAAGAAAUGUGAUUGCUAAAAUGUUGAGGGAAAAGUUAUUUGAUCAGACAUUACCUGAUAAUGUUCCUCGUGAUAAAGAUAAGGAAGAUGUAGAAAGGGCGCCAAUGUCGUGA